ACUUGGGGAAGGGGAUAAUUUAAGGGGACUGGUAUAAGUGGUAACCCCUACUGCGUGAGAGGGCCCAGCAGAGGGCGUGAGAGAUCCCCUCUCAGCGCCAGAGCCACUCCGCCUCCAGGGGCUUUGGCCACCGCGUGGCCACCCCCCGAGGAAGAGUUUAAACCCCUCGAUCCGGCCGGAGAAAAAAAAGGGGGACCCGACCCCGCGAAGACCCCCGGUGCCAUGGACCCCCUCAGCCGGGUGAGGUCGCUCCUCGCCGGAGAAGCCGCGCAGGCGAGACCGAGGCUCGAGGCCCGCAGACGCCGGGGUGAGACGGAGACCCCGGUGGGGAGAGGGGCUCGGGCAGACGAGGGGACCCCCGUGAACAAGGGGGUAGAGGAGGGAGCCGCCUCCAUCGCCCUGCAAGUCGUGGUUCCCUUUCUCCUCGCCGGGCUUGGCACGGCCGGAGCCGGCACCGUGUUGGACAACGUGCAGCACUGGGCCGUGUUCCGCGAGCGCUCAGAGUUGUUCAUCCUCGUCCCCGCUCUGCUCGGACUCAAGGGGAACCUGGAGAUGACGCUCGCGUCACGACUCUCAACGGCCGCGAACAAGGGGGAGAUGGAUGGAUCUGGGCAGCGCCUUCUCAUCACCUCCAACAUCGCUCUCAUCCAGCUGCAGGCCACGGUGGUCGGCCUCCUGGCCGCACUCUCCGCGGUGCUGCUGGGCUGGAUGGGGGGCGCGGGGGGAGCGGGGGGCUGGGGCCCCUGGCCCGACCCCGCCCGUGUCGCUCACCUCUGCGCCAGCAGCAUGUGCACGGCCUUCACAGCGGCGCUCGCACUCGGCCUGCUCACUGUGGCGGUGAUCGUGAGUUCGCGCCGCGCCGGCAUCAACCCGGACAACGUGGCGACCCCUGUGGCGGCCAGCCUCGGUGACCUGGUCACCCUGACCCUCCUCGCGCACACCGCCACCUUUCUACAGCACCAUGACGCUGGGCUGCUGCCGGGCGCUGUGUGCCUGGCCGUGGUCCUGCUGGCGCCGCUGUGGGUGGCGCUAGCCUCGCGCUGUCCCACGACCCACGACGUCCUCUACCACGGCUGGACCCCCGUCGUGGCCGCAGUGGCCAUUAGUAGUGUGGGAGGACUGAUUUUAGACAAAACGGUGACGAACCCGGGAUACUCGGGGAUGGCCGUCUUCACUCCCAUCAUCAACGGUGUGGGAGGGAACCUGGUAGCCGUGCAGGCGAGUCGCAUCUCAACUCACCUGCACCUGGGGCACUCACCUGGGCUCCCCACGGGGACCUGGCCCAGCCUCCGAGCCACCUUCUGCGGCCCAGGCGUGAGCUCUUGCUCGGCCCGCGUGCUGCUCUCCCUCGUGGUCCCGGGUCAUGUGACCGUCAUGGCCACCGUGCGGUUCCUGCAGGGGCCCAGCCCCACCCCCCUGGCCUUCAUCCCCCUCUACCUGGGGGCAGCGUUGCUGCAGGUGUGUGUGCUGCUGUGCGUGGCCGCGUGGCUUGUACCUUGGCUCUGGGCCCGUGGCUCGGACCCCGACAGCAGCUCCAUCCCAUACUUGACCGCCCUGGGUGACCUCCUGGGCACGGCGCUUCUCGCCGCCACCUUCCACGCGCUCCAUAACCUCGGCUGGGGGGCCCCCACGCUCUAACAGGGCCCCCCAGCCUGGACCCCUUGCUGACCCCUGUGUGACCCCCUCCCCACCCCCCGGGGUUCCGCUCCACGCCCGCGUUGUUGGUAUCAACCGGGGGAGCGUGUCCCGACCGCCGGUCUGCGUGACCACGCGACCAAUCCAAAGCUGUCUCCACGGUACGUGCGGCAAGCCCACCAAUCAUCCGGCGCGUGCGGCAUGAUCUGCAUCUGAUGGAUGUGACACGUGUGUUAGGCUUUCGCGAUUGAUAUUAUAAUUAAUAAUCUAUUUUUGGGUCAGGGAGAGUGGUACAACGGUACGUUGCACUCCCAAACACAUGGCUGUGUUGCACUACAACACACCGGUGUGCUGCUGAAGCAGUAGCCAACCGGCCACGCUUAGCCGUUUCGGGUGGAGUAGGGUUUUGCGACACACAUUUUAUCUACGCGAUCCGACCCCAAAAAACCCCAGGCUGUGCGAAUGGAGCGAGGUUAUUAAUUUUGAAAGCUUGGGUGGAAAAUAGACGAUGACGAUGAUAGAUCGGAGAGGGAAUUUUACAGUCGAGCAAAGCGAGGGGAAAAACAGAGGGAAGGGAGGUGACCUGCAGUGGCACACCGGUGUGUCGGAGAGCGGCACACCAGUGUAUCGCGCUCUCAACAGAGAGAA
Molecule: messenger RNA, 2283 nt
Organism: Petromyzon marinus (sea lamprey)
Lineage: Eukaryota; Metazoa; Chordata; Hyperoartia; Petromyzontiformes; Petromyzontidae
Product: solute carrier family 41 member 1-like
Biological process (GO): monoatomic cation transport
Cellular component (GO): plasma membrane
Molecular function (GO): monoatomic cation transmembrane transporter activity
Source: RefSeq, a predicted model, not a curated record